This is a messenger RNA of Cinclus cinclus, 2103 nucleotides long. RefSeq names its product inducible T cell costimulator ligand (gene ICOSLG). Lineage: Eukaryota; Metazoa; Chordata; Aves; Passeriformes; Cinclidae. The record is from RefSeq and is a predicted model, not a curated record. The transcript has 9 exons.
AUGCCGGAGCGCACCGGGUGCGGUCCCUGCCCUCCCUCGGGGCUGGGGGACCGAUCUCAGCGCAUCGCAGAGCCAAGAGGAUGCCGCGGCGCCCGUGCUAUGGAAAAGCUGCCCAGCCCAGGCUCCCCAGUGCUCCCCGGCAGGGUGAGGGGCAUCCCGCCUGACGGGAAUGGGGACCAGACACGGAUUUGGGGAGAAGAAAGGUUUGCGAGAGCUGGGAGCUCCGGCAGCACCGAUGAGGCUGUGGAAGGGGUCAGUGGGGACGGGCGAGUCCCUGAUCCUGCCGUACCCCAGAACGGGCUGUGCCGAGUCCCUGAUCCUGCCGUACCACAGGAGGGGCUGUGCCGAGUCCCUGAUCCUGCCGUACCCCAGAACGGGCUGUACCGAGUCCCUGAUCCUGCCGUACCCCAGAACGGGCUGUACCGAGUCCCUGAUCCUGCCGUACCCCAGAACGGGCUGUGCCGAGUCCCUGAUCCUGCCGUACCACAGGAGGGGCUGUGCCGAGUCCCUGAUCCUGCCGUACCACAGGAGGGGCUGUGCCGAGUCCCUGAUCCUGCCGUACCACAGGAGGGGCUGUGCCGAGUCCCUGAGCCUGCCGUACCACAGGAGGGGCUCCGGCCCGGCCCCGGCCGCUCGGAAGGCGGAAAUCCCCGGCGGGGGAGGCGUGGGAGGGAAGAGGCUGGUGCUCGACUCGGCUCAGCACAGCUCAGCACGGCUGUUCAGCUCGGCUCGGCUUAGCACGGCCGGGCUCAACUCGGCUCCGGCGCGAUGAAGCCGCACGGGUACAGAUUUCUGUUACUGCUUCUUCAUAUCCUGAAAGCUGUUUUUGCACUAGAGAAGACGAACAUCAUCAGUAAACUUGGAGACAACGCCACACUAAGUUGUAUUUUUAAUAAAAACAACUUGCAAUUGAAAAAUCUACGGGUCUAUUGGCAAAUAGCUGAUGAUUCCUACCAAGACAAGUGUUCAGUUGUACAUGUACUGAUGUCUGGCCAAGAUGAGAACAGUAAUCAGUGUAUUCGCUUUAAAGACAGGACUCGAUUAUUCUGGGAUAGGUUGGAAAAUGGUGAUUUUUCUCUGCUAUUACUAAAUGUCAGCCAGAGUGAUAGAAAUACAUACAGAUGCAUAGUGCAGAGCACAACUGAAUAUUCCAAAGUGAUUUACCAGGCAGAAGUGGUUCUCAGUUUAGCAGUGAGCUACAGUCAGCCAAUACUCAGUGGACCAAUUAGAAACAGUGACAGCACUGGAGAGGAGGUGACCUUCAACUGCAGGUCUGGCAAUGGAUACCCAAAGCCCAAUGUCUACUGGAUCAAUAAAGUGAACAACAGUCGCCUGUCUCCAUCAAAAAUAGAGAUCAUAUCCCAUGAAAAUGGCACUUUCAAUGUUUUUAGCACACUGAAAGUGAAAGCCACUUCUAACAUGCAAAUAGAGUGCUCCAUAGAAAAUGAGAUGCUGCAGGAAAAUCUGUCAGCCAACUACACACAGCAGAAGAAAAGCAUUGGUUCUGGCACAGGAAGUGACGAAAACCUAGAAAAAAAAGGACGAGGUGCUCAAGCAGCUGGCAUCAUUGGCAUUAUCUUUGUGAUAGGUCUUCUAACUGGUUUAAUCUGCUGGCUGUGGAGGAGGAGGUCCUCUAAUCUCGUGUCCUAUAGAGAUGUCCAAACAAGAGAAGACCAAGGAGGACUCAACUGUCAGCUGGACACCACGUGCCAUGCAUUUGUUGGAGAAACUGUGGUUUUGCCUUGCACCACCAACCCUCCUGGAGAGCUGACCCUUUCCAAGUCAAUGCUCUACUGGCAGAUUGGCACCAAGGAGCUGGUGCACUUCUUUCAGAAUGGGCAGGAUUCACUGGAGGGCCAGGACAAAAAAUUCAAGGGCAGAACCAGUCUUUUUCUAGACCAGAUGAAGCAUGGCAACCUUUCCUUAAAGAUCUCCAAUGUCCAGUUCAGGGACGAUGCUUUAUAUUCCUGCAUCUACAGACAGACUGAGAGCCACCAAACAGAGAAAUAUACAAUUAAACUCAAGGUAUCAGCUCCACCUACAAUUGAGAAGCCACCUUCCCCUUCUGGUAAGGCAAUUCUCCUUAACUUGCUAAGUGUCUGA